Molecule: messenger RNA, 765 nt
Organism: Diabrotica balteata
Lineage: Eukaryota; Metazoa; Arthropoda; Insecta; Coleoptera; Chrysomelidae
Source: the annotation of a GenBank genome assembly
ACAUUUAGUUGAAAGGAGUCGGUAGUUAUCGUUUCAGUUUCAUAGUCCAGACGAUAAAUUUGCAAAAUGGCUGGUGGUAAAGCUGGUAAAGAUAGUGGAAAAGCCAAAGCUAAGGCGGUUUCUCGUUCAGCGCGUGCUGGAUUACAAUUCCCUGUAGGAAGAAUUCACAGACAUCUAAAAAAUAGGACUACAAGUCAUGGACGUGUUGGAGCUACAGCUGCUGUCUACUCUGCAGCUAUUUUAGAAUACCUUACAGCUGAAGUUCUUGAGUUAGCAGGAAAUGCCAGUAAGGAUUUGAAAGUGAAAAGAAUAACUCCCCGUCACUUACAGUUGGCAAUCAGAGGAGAUGAAGAAUUGGAUAGCUUGAUUAAAGCUACCAUUGCUGGUGGUGGAGUCAUUCCUCACAUCCACAAAUCACUUAUUGGAAAGAAGGGGGCACAUUCUCAGCCUGCUUAAUCUUAUUAAAUACACAUAUAUAAUAGUAAUGUUAAGACUUGAAAUGUGUCAAUGAUGUGUUUUAAUAUUAUUGGGCACGUGUUCCCCCCAUGUGCAAGGCCAUGCAGAAGAAUUCCAAAUUUUCAAUGUUUGACUACUGCUUAAAUAAGCAGUUUAGUAAUUUUUUUGUGUAACUAAAGAAUUUCCGUUGUGCCUUGUAAUUCAAAUUUAAUUUACUUAGUUCUUUUCUCUGUAUUUUAGUAAUUAGAGUUCAUCAUACAUUUUAAGAAAAAAAUGUAUUUUGUGUUCAUUUAAUAAAAGUUUUCUUAC